This is a messenger RNA of Suillus discolor, 639 nucleotides long. RefSeq lists its product as uncharacterized. The transcript has 2 exons. The record is from RefSeq and is a predicted model, not a curated record. Lineage: Eukaryota; Fungi; Basidiomycota; Agaricomycetes; Boletales; Suillaceae. The coding region runs from base 1 to 639 and encodes 212 amino acids.
AUGGACUCCCGACUUUCGACACGCCAACUCGAUGGUGAAGAUCGGCAAGAGAUCAAACCGAGGAUGGUGGUGGGAUCACUUCGUGGAGCACCCAGGUUAUGCUGUCAAAGACCCAGCUUCGAUGGUCAGCGGAAAGGCAAAGGUGGCAAUGGACGAGUUGCCCAACGUCUUCUCUCGAUUUGCCCGAAUUACGCUUCUUGUGAACGCCUGUUUAGCAUGUUCGGCGCAAUCCUCACAAAAUGGCGCAAUCGGCUCUCAACUGAGACACUCACCCUUCUGGCAGAACUCGAGAUGUAUGUUCACGAAGAGCAUGUACGCAAUGACGUGGUCAAGAAGCGGCUUCAACGCCGGUACUGUGACACCGAGGCCACUGACAAAGCAGAGCCUACUCAAGUAGUUCAUGCAGUUGGUGAUGAUUUAUCAGGAGAAAGCAGCGAACGGGAGCCACGCAGCCUCGCUUUCGAGAGGCGAGGGAUAAGUGAUGUUGCAGCAGACCUUAUCCGAGCUGUUCAGGAGGAGGAGGAGAUUUCCGCCACAGAAUCAAUGCACUCAGUCCCCAUUGGUGCUGCCAGUGCCGGUGGUUCAUUCUCCCGCAUUGCUAUCAAUGACUUACUCGACUAUUCUCGUGCGGAGGAAUAG